AUGAAGUGUUCAAAUUGUAAAGUUGAUAAAUUAUCUCGAGAAUUUCCAAAUGAUAUUAUUAGCCAAAAUUGUUUUCAUAUCUCUACUUUUUGUUUAAAGUGUAUAAUAAAUCAUAUAAAUUCUAAAGACCCAUUAAUUGCCGCACAACAACAAUGUCCAGAAUGUAAAGCAAAUAUUAGUGCAAAAGAGAUUGAAAACUUGAAUAUAUCGUGGGAAAAAGCGCCAUUUAGAAUUAAUAUCGAAAACAUUUCAGAGUUACAUUCACAAAAGAUUUCAACAAAAAAUGGGGAAGUUGACGGGCAUGGUAAUGCUACUGCAGGGGAUUUUUAUGUUGUAUUAUUAAACGGUACCAAAUUAAAAUUUAGAUUGGAAAAUAUUAAAACUGUUGGAGCUUUAAAGGAAGCUAUUAAAGUUCAAACUAAAAUCGAGACUACUAAACAAAAAUUAAUUCAUAAAGGUGUUGAAUUGCAAACAUAUACAAAUCAAGGAAGAAUUCAAAAUCCAUUAUCAGAAUAUCACAUAGUAUCAGAAAGUCAUAUACAACUUAUCGUAUUAUUAUAUUCUAUAUCAAAAGAAUUAUCCAUCAGCGCACUAACGUUUGAUUUAUACUGGGGGUAUCCAUCAAGUGGAUGUGAUUAUUUAGAUGGUACCUGUUUGCUUUAUACGGGUUCUGGAAAUAAUGCUGGUCAACUUUGGCGUCGUUUUGAUUAUCAAUCUACAAGUUUUCAUGAUAUCCCUAAUAUGUCACAUUCUGGUGACAUUAUGGAUCACGCAGAGAAGAGGGGACAUCAUCGUAUAACAGCAAAUUUGGCAUCAUUACCACAAACUGUAUCAAAACUAUAUUUUAUCCUAAGUUCAUGGAAUUCACCAAAUAUAGGACAUUUUCCAAAUCCAUCCUUUAAAAUGUUUGAUCCUUCAAAACCCAAUGUUCAAUUAUGUUCUUAUACUAUUCAAUCCGCUGCUUCUUCACAAGCUGUAAUAAUGUGCGUGGCUGCAAGAAAUUCUUUUGAGGGUAAUUGGAAUGUAUUUGAAAUUGGGAAAUUAUCUGCUGGUAAUGCAAAAAAUUAUACUCCAAUCGAAGGUACAAUUAGUAAUAUGGAUAAAUUUUUUGAUCUCGUGUUACAAAAUCUCACUAGCAUAACCGUUGAAAUUCUCGAAUUAAAUGUCAUCCCUUCACUUUUACUUUUUAAAAAAUACCAACGAAAAAAAAAUAAAAUGGCCGGACCUGAUGAAUGGUUAGUUACUAUACGGAAAUGUCAGUAUUUACCUGAGCCUGAUAUGAAAAGGCUCUGUGAAAUGGUUAAAGAAUUAUUAAUGGAGGAAUCAAAUAUACAGCCUGUACACACACCUGUUACGGUAUGUGGAGAUAUCCAUGGACAGUUUUAUGAUUUGCUAGAAUUAUUUCAUGUUGGUGGAGAAAUUCCUGAUACUCAUUAUAUAUUUAUGGGUGACUUUGUGGAUAGGGGUUAUUAUAGUUUAGAAACAUUUACCUUAUUGAUGGUUUUGAAAGCAAGGUAUCCGGACAAAAUUACACUUCUGCGAGGUAAUCAUGAAAGUAGACAAAUCACACAAGUGUAUGGAUUUUAUGUGUUUGAUUAUUUAACAUUAGCAGCUAUUGUAGAUGGACGCGUUUUAUGUGUUCAUGGUGGAUUAUCCCCUGAAGUCAGAACAUUAGAUCAAAUAAGAACAAUACCUAGAGCUCAAGAAAUUCCUCAUGAGGGUGCUUUUUGUGAUUUGAUGUGGUCUGAUCCUGAAGAUAUUGAAACAUGGGCUGUGAGUCCUCGAGGUGCCGGUUGGCUGUUUGGAGCAAAAGUAACGAAUGAGUUUAAUCAAAUUAAUGAUCUAAGUCUAAUAGCCAGAGCACAUCAAUUAGUACAAGAAGGAUAUAAAUAUAUGUUUCCUGAUGAUAACUUAGUUACAGUCUGGUCUGCGCCUAAUUAUUGUUAUAGAUGUGGUAAUGUAGCGUCAAUUAUGCAAAUCAAGGAAAAUUUACAAAUUGAUGAAAGUAGUUUUAAAAUUUUUAAUGCGGUUCCUGAUCAAGAAAGAUCUAUUCCUGCCAGGGCCGGUGUUGGACAGUAUUUUUUGUAA
Funneliformis geosporum is the source of this 2088-nucleotide messenger RNA. NCBI's taxonomy places the organism in Eukaryota, Fungi, Glomeromycota, Glomeromycetes, Glomerales, Glomeraceae. The record is from the annotation of a GenBank genome assembly.